Abrus precatorius (Indian licorice) is the source of this 930-nucleotide messenger RNA. Its product is annotated as probable calcium-binding protein CML13. Gene Ontology annotation, cellular component: myosin II complex. Lineage: Eukaryota; Viridiplantae; Streptophyta; Magnoliopsida; Fabales; Fabaceae. The coding region runs from base 154 to 597 and encodes 147 amino acids. Gene Ontology annotation, molecular function: calcium ion binding. The transcript has a single exon. The record is from RefSeq and is a predicted model, not a curated record.
AAUUAAAAAGAAAGAAGUAUCCUGCGACGUGACCAUUAUCAUCAUUUGCAUCGGAGAAGAGAGAGAGAGUGAGUGAAGGGGGAGAAGAGCACUUUGAAUUUCUGUGUUGUUGGAUUGACAGCGUACUUGAGAGUUGAGAACGCAAGAAGGGAAAUGGGUAAGGAUCUGAGCGACGAGCAAGUUUCUUCCAUGAAGGAAGCUUUCACUCUCUUUGACACCGACGGUGACGGUCGCAUCGCUCCGUCGGAGCUAGGGAUCCUCAUGCGUUCCCUCGGAGGGAACCCCACCCAAGCCCAACUCAAAGCCAUCGUUGCCGAAGAAAACCUCACCGCCCCCUUCGAUUUCCCCCGAUUUCUCGAUCUCAUGGCCAAACACAUGAAGCCCGAGCCCUUCGAUCGUCAGCUUCGCGACGCCUUCAAGGUCCUCGACAAGGACUCCACCGGCUUCGUCUCCGUCUCCGAGCUUCGCCACAUCCUCACCAACAUCGGCGAGAAGCUCGAGCCUGCCGAGUUCGACGAGUGGAUCAGGGAAGUCGAUGUUGGGUCCGAUGGCAAGAUCCGCUACGAAGAUUUCAUCGCCAGAAUGGUCGCUAAGUAAUACUACAUUCUGCAACUGGAAUCGCUUUAUUUGUUUUCUUUUGCCACUGUUUCGGUAUUGCUUCUGUUUAAUUUGUGAUGUUUGCUUUUCUUACCGCUUCGUUUCUUUUCAGUGGACCAAUCUAUUAACCGAGUUAUGCUUAUUUUUAUGUUAUGUAGCUAACCGAGGGCGGUUUUAGGAAACGGUGGCUAUUCAAUUUGCCCUAUUUGGUUGGAUUGGUUUGUAUUAUGAGAUCUGAUUCCGAGGUAGUUUAUAUAUGCUGUAAUUGAGACAAUGUCAUGGUUGGCAAACUUGUGUACUGUAUCUAAUCCUUUGUUCCUUUUUGUAUCAUAC